Messenger RNA from Gamsiella multidivaricata, 3612 nucleotides. RefSeq names its product putative ABC transporter protein. Gene Ontology annotation, biological process: transmembrane transport. The transcript has 10 exons. Gene Ontology annotation, molecular function: ATP hydrolysis activity; ABC-type transporter activity; ATP binding. The record is from RefSeq and is a predicted model, not a curated record. Bases 1 to 3612 code for a protein of 1203 amino acids. Gene Ontology annotation, cellular component: membrane. NCBI's taxonomy places the organism in Eukaryota, Fungi, Mortierellomycota, Mortierellomycetes, Mortierellales, Mortierellaceae.
AUGCUUCGCAUCUCCCCUCUCACUUUUUUAUUUUUUCCGCCUCCAGGCCUCGGCGUUGGACAGCCCCUUGUAGCCCUCCUCUUCGGAAACAUCGUCAGCGAUCUAACGGACGGCAACGAGGGUAAGGGCGCCGCCAUCGUCAGGGACGUCAAGCUCUUCACCUAUGUCGGCAUCGCCAUGUUCGUCGCCGGAUACGGCCAACAAUGUUUCUGGACCCUCUCUGCAGAACACCAAUCGAAGCGCAUCCGUCAGAAGUACUUCCAUGCCAUCCUACGACAGGAUAUGGCAUGGCAUGAUACCAGAAAUCAGUCCGAGUCACUCACGACAAGGUUGAACUCGGAUACGCAAAUGAUUUAUGAGGGCUUGGCAGACAAAUGUGGGUUGGUCCUAUCGAACUUGGCCACUUUUGUGGCAGGGUUCGUCAUUGGCUUUGUCAAAGGAUGGAAAUUGAGUCUGGUGCUUUUGGCAGCCGUGCCUUUGAUCAUUGGCAAGCGAAGACUUGAGUCAGCAAGAACCGCUGGCGCGUUUAUGACAAAGUAUGCAACCGAGAGCGCUUCGGCGGGACAGGGCUCGUACUCGAAGGCAGGUGGUGUCGCCGAGCAGGCGAUCUCGUCUAUUAGGACGGUUGUCGCUUUCGGUGGACAAAAGAAAGAGACCGCGGCGUAUCUCAAGCACCUGGACAAUGCAUACAAGGCUGGAGCCAAGAGAACUCGCGUGGCCGGCAUUGGGAACGGUCUCAUCUUGUUUAUUCUCUUCCUCACAUAUGGACUCGGGUUUUGGUAUGGAUCGAACCGUGUUGCUGCUAGGGAGAUAACUUCUGGUCAAGUAUUGAACGUGUUCCUGGGCAUGAUUAUCGGUGCCUUUGCUCUUGGAAACGUUGGACCGUAUCUGUCAGCCUUCGCCAACGCGCAAGGUGCUGCAUAUCACAUUUUUAAAACGAUCGAUCGAGUCCCCACUAUCGACUCGGCUAGCACAGAAGGAGCGAAGCCUGACAAUAUCCAAGGACAUAUCGUUGUCAAGGACGUCGAUUUCCAUUACCCAGGUCGACCAGACGUUCAGAUUUUAAAAAAGAUGAGUGUUGAAGUCAAGCCUAGCCAGACGAUUGCGCUUGUGGGUCAGUCCGGAAGUGGCAAGUCGACCAUCGUAGGAUUGAUCGAGCGUUUCUACGACCCCGUUUCUGGCUCGGUGACAUUGGAUGGAAUAGAGAUCAGGGAUUACAAUAUUACAUUCUUGCGCGACUCCAUUGGAGUUGUCUCCCAGGAGCCGGUCCUCUUCAACGCCAGCAUCAAACAAAAUAUUAUCAACGGUAUCCGCAAGGAUCAAGCCACUCCUACGGAUGAAGAAAUCGAGAAUGUCUGCCGCCUGUCCAACGCUCAUGACUUUAUUUCCAAACUUCCCGACAAGUACGAGACCAUGGUCGGCGAGAAGGGCGCGCUGUUAUCCGGGGGUCAGAAGCAGCGUAUCGCUAUCGCUCGCGCCUUGAUAAAAAAUCCUCAUAUCCUGCUCUUGGACGAGGCAACCUCUGCGCUCGACACAGAAUCCGAGAGAGUGGUCCAAGUAGCGCUCGACACCGCCUCUACAGGCCGCUCGACCAUUGUGGGGGCGCAUCGACUCUCAACUAUCAUGAAUGCGGACGUAAUCUACGUUCUAGAGAAAGGUGUUGUCGUCGAGACAGGAAACCAUAGAUCGCUUCUAGAAAAGGGCGGUGCGUAUGCGGAAUUGGUGGCAAAGCAACAACUCAAGACCGGAGGCAAGGACGUGGAUCGGUCGCUUGAUGAGGACGAAGCGGAGAUGGGGUCCUCGUUUGCUGGUACCCCAAAACCAAUUCGACAUGGACGUUCGACUCCUGCGAAGAUGAUGUCGAAGCGAUCGAGUAUCGUAUCAAAAAACAAGGUCGAUUCGACGAUUGUUAUUGGCGAAAACGAUGAGAUCGAGACUGCAGAUAACAAUAAGAAGCGAGAGGCAAAGGAGCUGGCCAAGAAGAAGGCGCCUAUCGGUCGCGUUAUAAAGAUCAUGAGGCCCGAGCUACCCUUCGCUGUAUUCGGUGGCCUCAUGAGCGCCAUCUCUGGAGCUAUUUUCCCUGUGUUCUCGAAGCUCUUCUCCAAGAUGCUGGAGAUCCUAACAAAGCCCGAAAGUCCCAACUUCACCAAGGACGCCAAUUUUUACUCUCUCCUAUUCGUGGUUCUCGCCGUGAUUGCUCUGUUCAGUAACGGAUCCUCUGUGUUUGUAUUCGAGCUCAUUGGCGAAAAAAUGGCACGAAGGAUGCGCGAAUUGAGUUUCAAAGCCAUUAUUAGUCAAGAGAUGGGCUUCUUUGAUGACGAAAGACACAGUACGGGCGCCUUGUCAUCCCGACUGGCGACAGAUGCCUUCCAAAUGCACGAGCUGGUGUCACAGAUGCUCAAGACUGUUUGUUCAACGCUGGCAAUCAUCGUGAUUGGUCUCGUCUUUGCAUUCACAGCCAACUGGAUCCUGACCUUUAUUAUCCUGGCGCUCAUCCCUAUCCUGGGGCUGGCACAGUAUUAUGAGAUCGUGGCGCUGACGGGAUUCGGGCAAAAGACACAAAAAGCGUAUGAGCAAUCUGGAAGGGUUGCAGGAGAGGCUAUUGCCAAUAUUCGGACUGUUGCUGCUCUAGCCAAGGAAUCUGUCUUUGAGGAGAGGUAUGAAGUGUCGCAAGGAGUGAUCUAUUGGGCAUAUGCGGUCGGGUUCUAUGCGGGUUAUCGCCUUGAGAGGGUAGGGAAGAUGAGUUGGGACGAUAUGCUUCAGACCAUGUUCGCUGUCGUCUUUAUGGCAGUGGGACUCGGUCAAAUGGCCGUGCAAAUGCCAAAGUAUGUCAAAGGAAAGCAAUCUGCUAUCAACGUGUUUGAGUUGCUCGAUAAGAAGACGACGAUCGAUGCCGACAAGGACGGUGUUGUGUUGGAUCAUAUGGCUGGGCAGGCGGCCCUCGAAAAGGUUGACUUCGCAUACCCAACCCGACCCGACAUCGAGCUGUUCAAGGGGGUCAGCCUCGAGGUCAGGCCUUCGCAGACCGUAGCCUUGGUCGGCCCCUCUGGAUGUGGAAAAUCAACGAUUAUUGCACUGCUGGAACGAUGCCUUCGAGCACACAUGGCGCUCGUUGGUCAGGAGCCUGUGUUGUUUGAUAUCUCGAUCGGCGAGAAUAUCCGCUACGGUAUUCCUGAUGGCCAGACUGUGGAUCAGGAGCAAGUUGUUGCUGCCGCAAGAGCAGCCAACAUCCACGACUUUGUCGUGUCCUUGCCUCAGGGAUACGAUACCCGUGUUGGAGACAAGGGUUCGCAGCUGUCCGGCGGUCAGAAGCAGCGUAUUGCGAUUGCUCGUGCAUUGAUUCGUAAUCCCAAGAUCUUGCUGCUGGACGAGGCCACCUCUGCUUUGGAUUCCGAAUCCGAGAAGCUAGUUCAGGAAGCAUUGGACAAGGCGCGAGCGGGCAGGACGACAGUUGUGAUUGCACAUCGCCUGAGCACGAUCCAGGAUGCGGACCUAAUAUUGGUGGUGAAGGGUGGAUCAAUUGCUGAGUCUGGCCGGCACUAUGAGCUGCUGGCACUCGGAGGUGUCUAUGCGGAGCUGUGCAAGAAGCAGAAUCUCGAAGUGACGCACUAA